AUGAGACCAAGGGCGAGGAGAGCGUGGCAACGGCCACGGAACUGGAAGACCUGGCAGCUGCCCCCCGACAACGACGACUGGUGGGGCUUUGUGAAUCUAUUGGGGACCAGGGAAGUCGCGAAGAAGAAACAGCCCGCUGGUCCUGACGGUAUCGAGGAUGACGUGGAAAACGAGCCCGGAUUCCCUUGGAAAGGAAUUGGUAUUGGAAACACUGGAUCCAAUCCUCCACCCGAGUCUGCCAUGAAGAACUACAUCGGACAAUCCCCAUCAUGCAUGUUCCCGCCAGUGAAAGGAAAUGGCACCGACUGGUAUAUACGAUGGUAUUACGAUCCCCGCUCCGGCGUUUGUAAGAGGUUCAUCUACAGCGGCUCCGGCGGCAACGUGAACAAGUUCUUGACAGAGUACCACUGCAACCAGACCUGCAACACACCGGCCCGGGUGUCUUGCGUCCCGGACAAACUGUUCGACUAUCUCAAAUAUUUGCAAACACCCGAUAUGGAAGUAGCG
This is a messenger RNA of Iphiclides podalirius (scarce swallowtail), 507 nucleotides long. Lineage: Eukaryota; Metazoa; Arthropoda; Insecta; Lepidoptera; Papilionidae. The record is from the annotation of a GenBank genome assembly.